AUGUCUUCAGUACAAUCCUUUGCUAAAGAGGCUCACAUCUCCUAUAUUCAACAUUUGGAGGAGAAGGAAACCAACACUUUCGAGUAUUGCGUUACAGAACAUUUGAGAAUGUCCGGAAUGUAUUGGGGAUUAACUGGAAUGGACCUCAUGAAUGAAAUUAGCAAGAUGAAUCGGGACAAGAUUUUACAAUUUGUGAGAGAUUCGUAUCAUGAUGAAGUGGGUGGUUUUUCGGGUGCUCCGAAUCAUGAUCCUCAUAUUCUCUAUACUCUCUCUGCAGUACAAUUAUUGGUUCUAUUAACAGAUAAUAUUGAAGAGUUUUUAAGCUUGGAACAAAUUGAAAAGAUCGGUUCCUAUAUCGGAUCGUUGCAAAAAGAAGAUGGAAGUUUUGCAGGUGAUCAAUGGGGAGAAGUGGAUACACGAUUCAGUUAUUGCGCUUUGAAUUGCUUGGCUUUAUUAGGAUUAUUGGACACAUGUAGCAAUUAUAGAGGAGACAAGAUCAAUAAUCGAAAAUUUAUUAACGUUGAAAAAGCCGUGCAAUUUGUGUUGUCAUGUCAAAAUUUUGAUGGAGGUUUUGGUGUUUGUCCAGGAGCUGAAUCCCAUGCUGGCCAAAUUUUCACAUGUAUUGGAGCCUUGUCCAUUGGAAAGGCACUGGAUCGAAUCGAUCAAGACACACUUUCCUGGUGGCUAUGUGAGAGACAAUGCGACAAUGGUGGCUUGAAUGGACGUCCAGAAAAAUUGGCCGAUGUUUGUUAUUCAUGGUGGGUAUUGAGUGCUUUGGGAAUGAUGGAUCGAAUUCAUUGGAUUGAUGGAGGAAAAUUACAUGAUUACAUUUGUAAUUGUCAAGAUACUGAAAAAGGUGGAAUUAGCGACAAGCCCAAUAACAUGGUCGACGUAUUUCACACAUUUUUUGGAAUUGCUGGUUUGAGUUUGUUAGGAUAUGGUGAGCAGUAUGGUUUGAAAACGAUCGACCCUACUUUUGCUUUACCUGUUGGAGCACUUAAAAAGAUUGGCAUUGAAACACCUUAUACUUUACGAUUUGAUUAUUAA
This is a messenger RNA of Naegleria lovaniensis, 1047 nucleotides long. RefSeq lists its product as uncharacterized. The transcript has a single exon. The record is from RefSeq and is a predicted model, not a curated record. Gene Ontology annotation, cellular component: Rab-protein geranylgeranyltransferase complex. Gene Ontology annotation, molecular function: Rab geranylgeranyltransferase activity. Bases 1 to 1047 code for a protein of 348 amino acids. Gene Ontology annotation, biological process: protein geranylgeranylation. NCBI's taxonomy places the organism in Eukaryota, Heterolobosea, Eutetramitea, Acrasida, Naegleriidae.